Tyto alba (common barn owl) is the source of this 12361-nucleotide messenger RNA. RefSeq names its product diacylglycerol lipase alpha (gene DAGLA). The coding region runs from base 586 to 3681 and encodes 1031 amino acids. Gene Ontology annotation, biological process: lipid metabolic process. The record is from RefSeq and is a predicted model, not a curated record. Gene Ontology annotation, cellular component: dendrite membrane; postsynaptic membrane. Lineage: Eukaryota; Metazoa; Chordata; Aves; Strigiformes; Tytonidae. The transcript is spliced from 23 exons.
AUCGGGGGGCCGCGAGGCCCCCGGGAUGGAGGUGGCGGCGGCGGCGGCCCUGGGCCUGCGACGCUGGCGGCGGCGGCAGAGAGAGACACCUUCCCUUCCUGUAUCAAGCAGUGCUUGGAUGUGAGCAGAGCCAGCGUUUCCUCCUUCUGUCCCGGCACUUGCACGUGGCGGAAACGGCUCCACAGCGAUUCCCUCCACUCGGGAGCCUGGUGCUGCCUUUCUGCUGCUUGAACGGGUGGCUGAUCUGAUAAGCAUUCCAGGGUGGAGUAAAACUGACAGAUUUGAAUUUGCCAAUAUUGUAGUGAAAAAUAGCUUGCCUAAAGAAAUGAGGCUGUCAGAUUGGCACCAGUCACCUACAUCUGAAAUACUCCUUUCGCAGUCACCACACCGUCCUUCCCUUUGCCGAGUGGGAAUUUCAAUGGCUGCAAGAAGAGUUUGCUGUUCCCUCCUUCGCUUGUGAUGUCUGUCUCCGUGGAUAUGCACUUUUCCUGAAAUACCUUUGUGGGAGAGAAGAAUGUGCAGCAGCUGGACCACAUGCCAUGAGGUGAGUGUCGUGCCUGCUGAACUUCCUCAGACCUGCUAGCCAUGCCAGGGAUUGUCGUGUUCCGCCGUCGCUGGUCUGUAGGCAGCGAUGACCUGGUUUUGCCAGCCGUCUUCCUCUUCCUCCUGCAUACCACCUGGUUUGUGAUCCUCUCUGUGGUGCUCUUUGGGCUGGUGUACAACCCCAACGAGACCUGCUCGCUUAACCUGGUGGACCACGGCAGAGGCUACCUGGGCAUCCUGCUCAGUUGUAUGAUCGCAGAGGUGGCAAUCAUCUGGCUCAGCAUGCGAGGCAGUAUCCUGUACACAGAGCCCCGGGACUCGAUGCAGUAUGUGCUCUAUGUCAGACUGGCUAUCUUGGUGAUUGAGUUUGUGUAUGCUAUUGUGGGCAUCGUUUGGCUAACGCAGUACUACACUUCCUGCGAUGAUCUGACAGCAAAGAGUGUCACUUUGGGAAUGGUGGUGUGCAACUGGGUUGUCAUCCUGAGCGUCUGCAUCACUGUGCUGUGCGUCUUUGACCCGACAGGCCGGACCUUUGUCAAACUGCGCGCCACGAAGCGCAGGCAGCGCAACCUGAGGACAUACAACCUGCGACACCGCCUGGAAGAAGGGCAAGCCAGCAGCUGGACACGCAGACUCAAAGUUUUUCUUUGCUGCACACGGACAAAAGACUCUCAGUCGGACGCCUACUCUGAAAUCGCCUACCUUUUCGCUGAGUUUUUCCGAGACCUUGACAUCGUCCCAUCUGACAUCAUUGCAGGCCUGGUUCUUCUGCGCCAACGGCAGCGGGCAAAGCGCAGCGCUGUGCUGGAUGAGGCAAACAAUGACAUUUUAGCUUUUCUGUCUGGGAUGCCAGUGACCAGGAACACAAAGUAUCUGGAUCUGAAAAAUGCGCAAGAGAUGCAGCGGUACAAAGAGGUGUGUUACUACAUGCUGUUUGCCCUGGCUGCCUAUGGCUGGCCCAUAUACCUGAUGAGGAAGCCCACAUGUGGACUCUGUCGCCUGGCCAGAUCCUGCUCAUGUUGCUGUCUCUGCCCUUCACGUCCCCGCUAUGCACCUAGUGUCACCAUUGAAGAGGAUAAUUGCUGUGGCUGCAAUGCCAUUGCCAUCCGACGCCACUUCUUGGAUGAGAAUAUGACCUCGGUGGACAUUGUUUACACAUCUUGCCACGAUGCAGUUUAUGAAACGCCUUUCUACGUGGCUGUGGACCAUGAUAAGAAGAAGGUGGUCAUUAGUAUCCGGGGAACUCUGUCUCCAAAAGAUGCCCUGACUGACUUAACUGGGGAUGCAGAGCGCCUUCCAGUUGAGGGUCACCAUGGAACAUGGCUGGGACACAAGGGAAUGGUUCUAUCUGCUGAGUACAUCAAGAAGAAAUUGGAGCAAGAAAUGGUGCUUUCUCAAGCUUUUGGACGAGAUUUAGGGAGAGGAACAAAACACUAUGGCCUGAUUGUGGUUGGUCAUUCCCUAGGGGCUGGCACAGCUGCCAUCCUGUCCUUCCUCUUGCGUCCACAGUACCCAUCACUGAAGUGCUUUGCCUAUUCUCCCCCAGGUGGGCUGCUGAGUGAGGAUGCCAUGGAGUAUUCAAAAGAGUUUGUGACUGCGGUUGUGCUUGGCAAAGAUCUAGUGCCCAGAAUCGGUCUUUCUCAGCUGGAGGGAUUUCGCCGGCAGCUUCUGGAUGUUCUUCAAAGAAGUAACAAACCAAAGUGGCGAAUCAUUGUGGGUGCUACAAAGUGCAUACCCAAGUCAGAGCUCCCUGAAGAGACAGAAGAAAAUUCUGUAACGAGUAAUCGGCUCUGGACCCACCCCAGCGAUCUGACUAUUGCCCUGUCCGCAAGCACACCGCUCUACCCGCCCGGCCGCAUCAUCCACGUGGUGCACAACCAUCCUGCAGAGCAGUGCUGUUGCUGCGAGCAAGAGGAUCCCACUUACUUUGCUAUUUGGGGUGACAAUAAGGCGUUUAAUGAGGUGAUCAUCUCGCCGGCGAUGUUGCAUGAACACCUCCCAUAUGUGGUCAUGGAAGGGCUCAACAAGGUCUUGGAGAAUUACAACAAAGGGAAAACAGCUUUACUUUCUGCAGCCAAAGUGAUGGUGAGUCCUACAGAAGUGGAUCUCACCCCAGAGUUGAUCUUCCAGAGUCAGCCCUUGCCUAGUGGACCCUCAGUGCAGAUCGGAACUGGAGCUACAACAGUGGACAGAAGGAACAGCAGUACUAAGAGCAAGUCCCAUUCUGAAAUUAGCUUGGAGGGGUUUUAUGAGACAAAGCCACUUUCUCCUGUGCAGAAAGACCCCGUGGAGCUGCUUCUCCUGGAUACAAAGGAGCGCCUGUCUGUGGAGCUGCAGGACCGUCGUGCCCCUCUUGCAACCAUGGAGAGCCUCUCGGACAAUGAAUCCAUCUACAGCUUUGAUUCAAGGCGCUCCUCUGGUUUCCGGAGCAUCCGGGGCUCCCCCAGCCUCCAUGCUGUCAUGGAGAAGGAUGAGACGCACUGCUUUUAUAUAGACCCUGUUAUCCCUGAGGAGAACCCCUCCCUCAGCUCGCGGACAGAGCUGCUGGCUGCUGAUAGCCUCUCCAAGCACUCCCAGGAGACUCAGCCCCCCGACAACGUGCUCAACAGCGGUGGCACUACCCCGCAGCGACGCUGCAGCGAGGAGGGGGCCAGCAGCGAGGGGGACCGCGUUUCCUUAACCCCUCGUGAGGAGCUGGCCCUCCAGAAUGGACGGCUCUCUGAUGUUCCCAGUCCCCAAGUGCUGGAGUUUGCUGAGUUCAUAGACAGCCUCUUUAAUUUGGAUAGCAAAAGCAGCUCCUUCCAGGACAUCUACUGCAUGAUGGUGUCAGACAGCUCCAGUGACUUUGCAGAGAUGCCCAAGUCUGUCAGUGAUCAGGAGAUCCUGUUGAGGGCACAAUAUGAACCCAACCUAGUCCCAAAGCCCCCGAGGUUGUUUGCAGGCUCAACAGAUCCUUCGUCGGGCAUCUCUGUCUCACCCUCUUUCCCUCUUAGUUCAUCUGGGGAACUCAUGGACAUCACUCCCACAGGCGUGAGCAGCCAGGAGUGCCUGGCCACUGACAAAAUCCGGACUUCCACUCCCUCUGGGCAUGUAACCAGCCCUGCCAAGCAGGACGACCUCAUGAUUUCAGCCCUCUAGUGCAGGGUAAAGGGGUGCGGCUCUGCGAGCUGAUCCCGUAGGCUGAGUGCUGGGAUAAUAUUUGGAGGAGAUGGUCAUCGGGCAGUUCGGAUCAGAGGAGACAGCUGGAAAUGUUCCUUCUGGGGUGACACAGUGGUGUGGCACACUGGUGUCUGGAGGAUGGAUUGUGCUUGAGUCCCAUGCUUGCAGCUGGGAGAAGAAGCAUCACCUCACGAGGUUGCUAUGCUAAGAGGGUCUGAGUCAUUAAAGGUAGAUGCAAGUUCCCUACCUCAGCCCGUCUCUCAUUUCAUUUCAGAGGCAAAUUCCUCGCCCCAGGGCACCUGCUGAGUUUGGGAGUGAGAUACCCCGCUUCAGGGAAUCCUCAGGGGUGAAGGGCUGGAUUCUCUGAAGCUCGAGGAUUUGAUAGACAGAGGCAAGGGGGCCAGGCCAGAUCCCCCCGCUUGGUACCAUGUCAGUGGUUUUGGAAAUAAGCGGAUUGAGACUUUGGGCCCUAUUGCACUACCAUGUCGGAUCUGGCCCAAGCUCCAAUUCGUCACACUUCCAUGGAGAUUGCUUUUGUAGGACACUCUCCUGUUUUAAAGCCAUUGGGGCUGUAUUAUCCCCAAAUGCAGUCUCCCCUCCCCUGGCCAGGCACAGCAAGAAUGGGGCUGGCACUGUUUUUUCUCUCCCCUGAGUACUUCAGUGACCACCAGGCUGCUUCCGAGGGGGAAGGACACUGCUCUGAAGAGCCAAAGCCCUCAGCCACGUCCCUCCUUUGCCAGAAAGAGUCCUGGACGUCACCAUUGUCACUCCUCAGUUCGCUGGACCACUCUGAGCUGGCGACAUUCCUGCAGGACUGACAGGAUUCUCAUCUCAGAGCUGCAUGGAUGGAUCAGCUUAAGAAUUUAACAGGCUCCUCAACACCCAGCGUUAUCUGCCAGGCCCCUGCAGAGCCUGGGAGCCUCUCCUGGACUCUGCUGAGUCCUCACACCGCUCGUAUACAGUAAUUGCAGAUCAGUGCCAGCCUCUGUCAUUGGGAGUUCAGGGAAAAGAUGAACUUUUACUAAGUAUUGAAAUCUCUUGUAUGUUUACAGAGCUGCUAAGCUUUUUGGAAGGUAUUUAUUAAGCAAACAGGGAGGCUUUCCCUAAGCAAAAAGCAUGUUCAUUCUCUCCUUCCUGUGCUGUUCCCUCUGGGGACUGAGGGGAGAGAGGAUGGGCAGGUAUGACUGCGAGUCCCCUGCUUUUAAAGUGGGUCGGAGUCCGGGGUAACCUGCAUGCAUCCCUUGCCCACCCUCCCUCAUCUGCCAACACCACAUUGCAAAGCUUGACCAAGUCACGAGUAAAGCUACCUGAGCACUGCUGUGCAGAGCCUCAGUGCCCGGAGGAGCCUGCUAGACUUAUCUAGGCAGGCACUUUUCGAUGAUGGGAGCAGGAGAGAAACUACCUAUCUAGAAAGUCAAACAUGCUGUGACCUGUAGAAGGCCUUUAAUUGACAAAACACCUUCAUAUCAAAGUUCAGCAGAGUUACCAAAUGGUCUCACUGGAGCUUUGUCCUCCCUUACUGGAAAAGAAUUUCCUAUUUUAACUUCCUUAUAAUCCCAGAGAUGUUAUUGCCUUCCUUUUCCCUCCUUAGCUCUGAUAUUUCCAUUGUGGGAGGAUGCUGGGCUUCCCAGGAACUUUGCUCAUGACAAAUCCCUCCGUUCCUGUUAUCCCUAGCCUCUAGCUGUGUUCCUUGAGUAGUCUCUGGAAGCACCAGGCAUGGGACUGUGCUGUCCUGGGUGCCACGCAAACAGAGCACAAGUGGUGUCGGGUACCAUCGAGUCAGAAUGAGAGCACUUUAUAACCAGUGUGCAUUGAUGUUGAAUGACUUCAGGUGCACAGAAGUGAACUGGACUUUGUGUCCAAGAGCCGCUCUCCCACUCAACGAUUUAGUGUGGGGUACUGUGUCCCCCGCUCCUUACAAAUAACAGGGCCUUCAGAAGUGCAGGGGCUUUGUUAAACGGGCAGUAAAAUACUGUCUCUGGGUUUAGGUUCCAAAGGUGACCUUUUCUACACUGUCUUGGAUUGGAGGGAAGAAGCCCCUCUGAAUUCAAAGUAAUUUGUAAAAGAAAAAAAUGCUUUCAUUCUAGGCAGCGAGAGUUACUUUUUUCUUUGUAGGUCCUUCAGAAAAGAGCAGUGUUGUUCCCCUUGCUGAGAGCUUGUAUGAUUCAGGAGCUCGUAUAGAACAGCUGCAUAAGUGCCCUCAGGUCAUCCACUGUUGCAGGGUCACAGGGUAAAGCUGAAUUGCCGCACACACCCAAGAAACGCUCAAAAAAAGGUAGCAUCCAGGAAUACGCACAAUAAACUGGGUAGUUUUGAGGGGGAAAGGGGAACUGCAGGGUAGGGAGGCUGUGGCUAGCAGGCUAGCUCACCUCCUGAUGCAGACUGCUGGCACAUGUCGGUGGGGUGGGGAAAAGGAGUUCAUUUCUGCCUUUAAUCGUCGGCAGAAGAUGGGUAGUAAUAACACUUAGCACUUAGGCAGAGCUUUAUAUCUGCAAAGCACUUUACAAACAUUACUGAAAGAAUCAUCUCUGUCCCUGGCAGUGAGGUGUUAGGAGAUUGGGUGUGUCUGAGACUAUGUGGUACUACUGGUGCCCUACCCGAGGAUGGUGGGGAGAUGACUCCAGGUGAGGAAGGUGGAUUAUCUCCAUCUUAAGUAAAAAUUGUUUCAGUAGUGGCCUGCUGAUGUUUAAUGGGUCGCAAUAUUGCACUAGAAAGCCACUUCUGACCCGGGUGAACCUCCGCUAUGUCCUGGAAGACAUGAUCGUUGUGCAUGACUCUUUCCUUCUCUGUGCCAUUGGAACUGUGUCCCAGGGGAAUGGGGUUGCUUUGCCCUGACCGGCUGUGGCAGGAAACAGCCUGGCAUGCUGCAUUUUUUUGCUUUGUGCUCUGUGAUUAUUGGGCUUCUUCUGAAAAGCCUGGAAAUACCUAAUCCUUGUGACCUGGACUUGCCGUAGUAAAGGUGCAAAAGAGCCCUCUCAGUUAAGGUUCUUGUUAUAUCACAUUAUGGGUAAUUCCUGUUUUCUAGUGUUCUCUCUUGAUGACGGAUCUGUUCCCAGUCUUCACAAAGUAAAUCCACGUUCUUGGCAUUAUUUCUGCUUUAAAUGUCUCUCUGUGUCUUGAUUCUCAUCGCUCCUUUGCUGUAAGAGCAUUUGGACAGGCUGAUCUCCUAUUUCAUCCUGGAAGAGCAUAUCUAGAAAGUUAAAAUGAAUGCUAAGCCUGUAGCUACCUCCUGCAUUUGUACUGCCCUCUUGCCUACUUUCUCUGCCCUCACUCCACUCUGAUGUGCAGCUGUCUUCGGAAACAUGAAGCAUCUUCAGAUUUCUUAAUCUCUUUGCUUCUGGUUCCUACUCUUAAGCGUUGUGCCUUCUAAUCUUGAUACGUUCCUCAAUAUUUCAAUGGGAUGUUGCACCUCAUGUGGAGGCAGUGCUGGAAGCGCAGUUCAUCGUGCCUGACACCCCAGGCCCCAGCAAAGCAUCCAACAAUUCACCCAGUUCAAUGACUCAUCCUUAAAAUCCCCCCCGAAGAGUUUUUUGGUAGAGGAGUGCAGCCAAGGCCAUACAGUUCCUGGAGAGCAAAGAGUGGGCUUUGUGCACCUUCAAAUUGAAGCACAGUAAGUGAAAUCCUCUACACUAAUGCAGCUUUGCCAGAAUCUAGCAGGUUCUCUGCUCUUUCUACCAUCCCCUGGUGCGGCAGAUUUCAGCUGACUGUGUAAUUGGCACUUGCUGUUGCACGCUCGUUCAUGGUAUUUUCAGCAGACUGCAGCAGAAUGUAACCCCGAAGCCUUGAAGCGUUCAGGGGCAUCAUGGGGGGCCCUUAAAUUGGUAAGAGUUGAAUGUCAUCCAACAGCUUAGUUAGGAGCGGCCUCUGACCCUGCCGCGAAUGCGCUCACGAGGUGUGAAGGAUUUGGUACUGCUGUCCAUUUCUUGCACCUAUAAACUGCACUCCAGUCCUUUCGGGUGUGUCCAAAGUGGAAUAAAAUAAUCCCAUUGAUAAUAUCCCAGUGAGUUUUGAUCGUCAAGGCCUUACCACGUAAUGUUGGCUGGCUGUGGUUUUGGAAGCUCUUCGGCAUCAGUAAUAAUUGCUUUUAUUGUUGCUUUAAUUGCAGCAGUGCCAAGAACUUAGACAGGAUCCUGCUGUGCUGAGGAUGUACAAGUGCUGAACAAAAAGCAAGCCCUUCUCCAAUACUUAUCAUUAUCCCCUCUCUUCCUCUCAGGAGCUGCCCUCUCCAUCUGGAACACGCACGUCUCCUGAAACUGCCACUCUAUCCUUUAUUUUCUUUGCUCCCUGUUCUUGUCACCUAAUCACGAGCCAUCUUACCUCUCUUCUUGUUACUCUGUCUCAGGAUGCCGGUGUCCUAUUCCACAUCCUUGAUAGCACCACUGAGGCACAGGAAAGCUAUUGAUGAUCUCCUGAUGACCCAAAACAGCUGAAUGGGAUUCCUGUCUUGAUUCACUUGAAAGAGCUGCUGCCCUCUGAGACUAUUUAGAAAGGUCAAAGCACUGUCAAGGCUGAGAAUUUCUUUAGCUAUCUCCAACUUUUGCUUACCUGGUCUGUGGUUAGUAUUUUCAGUGUUCAUCAUAAUUUCUGCAACUUUUUAAGAACUUUUUUCAAAGUGAACAGGAGUUGUAUGUGAUACUUUGCUGUCUACAGAGGACUGAGAUGGCAAAGCUGGUUGUGAGGGUAGAUACACAAAUCCAGCGACACCCAUUUCUGUACUUUAUGGGCAUAAUUGCUGAGAUUGCAAUAACAGCUGAAGGUCCCAGACAGGAACAGGAUUGAGGUGGGAAGUAGGUAUUGCUGUCAGGGGCAUGUAAGGAGGAGGAAAAGCACCGAGCACGGGGAUGCAGGAUCCGUGUGUGCUCCUUGGAGCUGCAUCUGCUGUGGGAGUCUGACUUGUUGCCGUGUCCUGUCUCUAUCAAAAGAAACAGAACAGGGCUGAUCUGUAUCAAGCGCAGCAAACUGGAUGAAUAUGGCAUUGCUUUUUCAAAUAUCAUCUCCUAAUAAGGUUCCCCUCUGCUCAGUUUCACUGUUUGUAAUCCAAGCCCAAUUAAGAGGGGUUUUUAAACCUUCCCUUAAUAUCUUAAGUGAUUUUGUUUCUUUAUCAGGUGUCUCUCAUUUUUUUCACUGCUCUAGAUUCAUGUGGACCCCAGUCUUAAUGCUCUCCCUAUAAAGCUUUUCCAUGUUUCUGGUUAUUACUGCUUCACACUUUUAAAUUAAUUUUUAUCCUUCCUGUAUCCUGUUUUUAGAUGGGACAAUGAGAUCUGUACAUGUUUGAGAGCAUCCUGUUGAUUUGUAAAAUGGCCUCUUCCAAUAUAUUUUUUUAAUGCACUUAAAUGUUUUUUUUCAGCUUUUUUAUCUGCCUGCAGGCAAAGACCAAUAUUUUCACUGAAUUGUCUGCACAGAUAGCCGGUUUAAUUUACAAAUUGGGGCAUAUGAAUAAUCAGGAUUAUCCUUUGCAGUGGCGAUUAGUUGGGGUUAAUCAUUGCUGAAAUGCACGUGUUGAUGUGUUUCGAGUUUCGCUUUUGUGGCUAUAUCCCGACAGGGAGGAUUGGGAGAAGGAGCAUCAGUUCUGGCUAGCCCCAAAUACACGUGCUUUGUCAUUCGCCAUUGUAUUGGCGUGCUGAUGCUUGUCCCUUUCUUAGGAUAGCUGUUAGAUCUUUCUCCUAGCAGAACAGGAUAUUACCUAUGCAAGCUGUGCUUGGGUUCCUUUACAACCUGAACGACUGGCUUUUCAGAUGCAGUGAAAUUGAGAGUGGCUUAAAGUUCAGCUACUGAGCUGCCAGCUGCUUGUUUCUGCUGGUGAGUGGUUGCCAUGUGCCCCCAUAAGCACUGCCCAUCCUCGUCGAUGUGGCCCACCUCUAAAUCCCAACAGAACAGUGAUGCUGGAGAGCAUUCUAGCCUACCUUCUUGCAUUUCCGUGGUCACAGAAGCCCUUCUGUGUUUGCCUUGGGACUCGGCUGAGCUGGAGCUCUGCUUGAUGCUGGGUUCACUUCGUGCUUAUGCGUACCCACCGCUGGGCUACGCUUCCCUUGGCAGCAGGGGGACUUUUUGCCUUUUCAGCAAGGGUAGCAGUAGCAUUUGAUUUCCAUUUAUUUAAGUGUGGUGGUUGCAUCUGCUGCCUGUGGAGCAUCUUAAGCCACGCAGGUUGGUAAUUUGCUGAUAAAGUGGUUUAUAAGUCUUCAAAUGUAAUGCAGAAAUACUGGCAGACACUUAAAAUAACCUCUAGCCCUCAACAAACCUAGCAGCUUUGCUUUUUGCUUAAAAGCUCCUUCAGCUGUCCUCUCAUCUGUAGCAUUACAUUUGUUCCUUUCUGCUCAGACAGCUGAAGUCUGAGAUGGCUUUUGCUGGCAAUCCUUCUAUGCUGUCACUUGUUUGUCAUCCCUUCUAUUUAAAUUCACCCUGCUAAAGCUGGAUUUUUGCUGAGAGCUGUUAUUUAAUUAUGCUGCUGCCAACAGACUCUCACAGAGCUUCUCUGCACUUUAGGAAGUAUGUAGACAAUCUCUGCAAUCCUCUUUCUAGUUGGAAGAGCAUAGGGUGAGUAGGUAUUUGUUGGCUAAGUGCUCCCUCAUUAGGAGUUCUGUAGCAGCAAAAGUAAUGAAUUAAUGAAGUACAGGGAAGUAAAAAAAAUAAAUGGGUCAAAUAUCUAAUGCACUGAACCUGAAAGCUUGGUGGAAAAACUAAGAUUUAGGAGGGAUGGUGGUUGUUUCUUAGCUGUGAAAUGUCAGCUUCUUUCUUGCUUGCAGCAUACCUGGUGCCUUUUUAGCCUGCCUAAGGAAAGUGAGGGUCAGAAAUUGAGCAGGGGUUCUGCACAGACUGCUCUGAUGCUCUGGAUGAAGGAAUAUAUGGCUCUGAGGCAUUGGAAAGCACUGUCUGAAUCGGGUGUGUUGCAUCUUCUCGGAGCCUGUGCGGUACUGAGUUGCAGCGCAGGAUUUAGGGAAGAGCUGCAUCUCUUGUGCCAAAGCUCCCUCUCAUGGUGCUCUUGUGUGGAGGAGGCGAUGCUCCAUGUCGCUGGAGGCAAACACUCACUGCUCUUGACAGCUCUGGGAAGAAUGAGAGAAAGAAAGACUGGAGCUGGGAGGUGGGACCCAGUCUGGGAGCUGCUUGCUCUCCAGUCAGAUGGUCAUACUGGUGCUGUGGUCAGGUGUGAGAGGUGUGUGAAAUAGGCUGUAUCGGCGUUUGCUGAAGUCCUUCCCCCCCUUGCCAGCUCCACAGGGGCUGUGUGUGUGCUCUGUUCCCCUCAAGGGAGGAGCUACUACCCCUUGCAGUGAGACUCUGCAGGGACAAGCUGGGAGGGGGGCUGUGGUUUAUUUGCUUUAGAGUUUUAUAUUCCAGCUCUACGAGUCAGGGCCUUCACUGCCAAGAUGAGUGGGUGUUAGAUCUGUGGCAGACAGAGCCUGAAACCUAAACCCUAUCACUUUUGUAAACUCUAUGUCAUUAGAGUGGAAAAACAUUUUAGGAGGGAGAUCCCUCACUGUAUAACAGCAGCCCGCUGUGCGGAGGGCAGCGUGUUCUGCAGAGCAGCGAGGCUGUUGGCUUCCUUGUGUGGCAGGAGCACUGCAAACUGCCAAACUUCCACUGCGCUUCUUUCUUCCCCGUCCCCUGAUUGUAUCUGCACCCAGCCCUUCCCCGAGAGCUGUUACGCUCUGUGCGGGAGGGUGUUACUAGCCUAAACGUAGGCUGCUUAAGGGCACGCACCCUGGAAAUUCAAAAUGAUCCAGGAAAGAGCAUAUCCUUGCUUUGUCGUAGGGACUUGCAGUCCUAAAAAGCAUCAGUCAUCUCCAAGCUCUUUGCUCUCUCUGUUAUUGUUGUUUUCUUUUUUUUGCUGAUUUUCUUGAGUUCAUACCUGUUGUGCCUUUGUUUUCCUUUGGCUUGAGGUCCAAGCCUCCUGCUUGGGACCAGACAUCUGCCAGCUUCCUUUCCUGCUCCUGCAUGUGAUUUCUUCUCUGUGUGCAUGAAGGGGAAUGCAGUGUGGCCAAGGACUGGUUCAGAGUUGCCCUUGCUGCCGGGCUCCCUCUUUCUGCCUCAGCUAGGACUUGCCAGAUUUCCGCACUGUCUCCUGCCGCCUCAGGUUGUAUCCAAGUGCCAAUAGCAAAGCCUGACCUGGGGCAGGCUGUUUCCUCGAACCCAGACCACGGUUACCCUGCCAGCCCACUCCAAUCUAGAACCUCAUCUUGUGCAAAGCGAGUGUUUCUGUGUAGUAGGAAGGGAAGACUUCCUACCACUUCUUACCUUUUGGUGUACAUGACCUCAAUCAGUGUUUAACAGGUUCUGUUCCUAAGCAAAACUUCCUCUCAGGUCUACUAGCGAGUAAAACUUCCUACUCUUCAAGAUCUGACUCUGUUUUUGCAAGAGCUUAUGCUGAAAGGGUCUUAACAUAUUCUGAAGUGUCUGCUGUGGUUUUGAUUUACUGACAUUUCUCUCACUGGCUCUGGAACAGCCAUCUUCCAAAGGUAAGCUCUCCUUUUAGAGAGUUGGGCAUUUUUGCUGCUUUCAUUGCUGUGUUUGAGACCUCUGACUUCACCAUGUCAUCCCGUGCUUUGUUUUUCAUUUUACUGAAGUUUCCUACCUGCCCAGUCUAUCUGUAUGAUGAGGGGGACCUCUCCCUGGCUACUUACUUCUUUCUGCAAAAACAUUAAACACAGAGCAGCCACAGGAACAA